GAGUGUCGGCGCCGGAGAACUACAAGCCGCCCUCUCCGCUUCAUUCGCAGUGCAUGCCGGGGGAUGUGGUGCGGCCCCGGCUGCCCGCGGGGAAGCGCUCAGCCGUGGAGGCGUCCGUUUAGUUUUGCCGCCCGAGAACGAGGGGCUGGGGGUCCCCUCAGAGGGUCUGCUCUGGCGGAGAGCGCCAGGCCAGCAUCGGGGAGGUGGUCGUCGCGGGCCCCCAGCGAUGGAUAAGUACGUCAUUCGGACGCCUCGGGUCCAGAAUAGUCCGCAGAAGAGGGAUCCUGGAGAAAAGAUUUACAAGCAGGCCACGAUCGAGUCUCUGAAGAGAGUUGUGGUUAUCGAAGACAUAAAAAGGUGGAAAAGUAUGCUGGAGCUUCCUGGCCAAACCAAAGAGAAUCUCGUGGAAGUCUUACAGGAACUGAAGAAGAAGCUGCCCUCCAGGGAGGUGUUGAAAUCAACGCGGAUAGGGAACACUGUGAACAAAAUGCGUAAACAUUCAGACUCAGAAGUGGCUUGUCUUGCCAAAGAAGUCUAUACUGAGUGGAGAACUUUCAUUGAACAACAUUCAGAUAAACCUUCCAUUGAAGUCCGAAGUGAUUCCAAAACUGAGACAUUAAGGAAGAAUGCCCAGAAACUACUGUCCGAGGCCCUGGAAUUAGAGAUGGAUCACCUACUGGUUGAAAAUAUUGAGCGGGAAACGUUUCAUCUCUGCUCCCGCCUCAUUAACGGGCCGUACCGGCGCACGGUGAGGGCCCUGGUCUUCACAUUAAAGCACCGAGCUGAAAUACGGGCCCAGGUGAAGAACGGCUCGCUGCCGGUCGGCACGUUUGUACAGACCCACAAAAAGUGACCCGACGCCGCUUCCAACCCGGGGCUGGGCACAAAGGGAAACGGGCCUCUCCAUUCAAAGCCUUCUUUGAGCCGGGUGGUGGCCACUGCCGGCUGCGCGCGUUCUGCCCGGGUGCCUCUCCUGCCGCCGCCAACAGUGCAGCGGGACUCCCGGGCCUGCGGGAAAGGCGGGGUGGGCCGCGGGCCCCCCGCAGCCUCAUCACAGGAGUGCCGGCUGUCCCGGGGAAGGCGCCCGCGCGGUGCUGUCACCCAGCCGGGGGAAAGGCUGACGGAUGGCACAGUGAGCAUGCCAAGGACACCUCUAAACUUCCCCCAUGGCGGGCAGAUGAAGCUGCCACUUUAUUUCGCCACCCUGCAGGUAACUGAAACUCAAUUACCGCGGCCGCUCCCUCGGUUCCAUCCCCCUGAGUUUAGGCUGCGCCCGCGCCUCUCAGAACUCCCCGGUCUGUUCUCUUUGCUCUCCCCCAGGGGGGAGCCCGCCGAGCCAGCCGCUGCCCCUGCUCCCCAGAACCCACUUAUCUGGAUGCUUCAGCUCUGCCUGGAAGACCUUGGUGCAGGUACCCCGGCCCCCAUGCUGGGCCUUCUAAUGAGGAUCUGGCCCGAAGCAUCCCCACGCCUUGGGGUUCAUUUGAAUUAUGCCGGCGCUCUGGGCCUCAGACUCAGCGGAAGGAGAUGCAUAAUGUGCAUGAUGGAAAUUUCCCCUGAAAUAAAUUGCUGGGAGAGGAAGGAAACACAGUCCUGUGUAUUCUACACACCGUGCCUGGCGGAGGGACUGCUUUGUGUCGUUUUGUGAACGAUACUUGCUUUUUAAAAGUGAUGAGAAUAAACAGGGACUCCCCCCCACUCCCCCCAAAAAUAUAAUAAUAAAAUUAAAUUAAAAUUAUAGUAAUUUGUUUAUGUUUCAUGGCUUUUCAUGGAUAAAAGGUUUUGAAUUGAUAAGUUUAGACGGUGAAACUUAAGAAGAAUAGACAAAAACAUGAGGGGACUAGUAAGACCCAAGGACGUUUGCUUUGUUUUCGUUUCGUUUUGUUGGGGGUUUUUUGUUUGUUUUUUGUGUUUGGCCCAUACCUUGCGUGCUUGGGUCGGCCACGUGCCAGGCAAUGCCUUCCCUGCUGCUCUGUCUCCCGGGCCCCCAGGGAGACCAGACAUGUUCGUGAUCUAAGAAGAAGAAAGAGAGAGAUCUAAAACCCACAGAGAGCGGAGGGGUCAGAAAGCAAGUGCCAGACCCACAGGGUAGGACGGGGGUGAAGUCACUUGCCCUGCGUGCAGCCUGGCACCGCAGGGGGCCCUGAGCUCAGAGCCAGGAGUAACCCCGAAAGAACUAUGGGGUGUGUCCGACCCCCCCACCCCCCGACACAAGCACGGGCAGAAGGGAAGACAUCGUCCGCCUCCUCAGUGUUAGAUGCUUCUCCUAAGACCAUGAAUUAGCGUCUCUCUUGAUCUGUGCAUCGAUUUUUUAAAUUUUUAAUCCUGUGUAAUCCUCUUACCGCUCAUAUUUUCGUAGGUGGUACUGUUUCUGGUUUUAGAUGACUUCACUGAGGCGGUCACUAGCCGUGUCCACAUGCGCGAGCAGAAGCAUCUCGUUCAUUUUCCCCCCAUAAGUGACUAAGAUUAACAUCAGAAUAAUAUUGGUGAACUCAGCGUGUGCUCAGUCCCAGGGCAGACGUUUGGCUAAUUGGUGGAGAGGCAGUGGCGGGAGGGGUGGGGGGUGGUACUGCACUACCGAGAGAAGAGGCCCACGUGACUCGGCCACAGAGGGCGAGUGGCAGGUGGACGGCCCCAGUCACGUGUGUGUGGAUACCUGAUUGAUCUCAGCCAGUGUCCUGGCUGCAGGCAGACUCUGUGUGCUGCUGACACUAGAGUUCGUCACCGAGCCCUUCCCUGUCCCCCAAGUCUGAGACGCUCUCUUCCUGUCACUCUCUCAGUGGCCCAGUGGCCAGGCUACCAGCCCUUCCAACGAGGGGCUCGGGUAGGCGGGACUUCACCCAGCCUCGUCCGGGAACUUGACUUCUCGCGUGCAUUUAGAAUCUCUUGCACGUCCCUCAGACCACAUCGGGCUCUCUCCUCUGGUGUCCGGAUGAGUCUGGGUCGGGUUCCCCUGCCCCCUGUCUUCCCCUGUUCAAAAUCACCUCAACAGGGGCUGGAGCGAUAGCACAGCGGGUAGGGCCUUUGCCUUGCACGCGGCCGACCCGGGUUCGAUUCCCAGAAUUCCAUAUGGUCCCCUGAGCACCGCCAGGAGUAAUUCCUGAGUGCAGAGCCAGGAGUAACCCCUGAGCAUCACCGGGUGUGACCCAAAAAGCGAAAAAAAAAAAUCACCUCAACAGCAGAAACAGAGGGAUGGGAUUGAGAAUGUCGGUCCUCCUCGGCGUCUUCUUUUCUCUCUGUGGAACAAGGAUUCCUCUCCCACCUUUCCCCGAUGCCCUGCAGGACGUCCUGUACAUGGUCCUGUGCAUGGUCCUGUGGCUCUGCCCCAGAAUUGCCAUCCUAAGUCAGAAAUCUCUCUGACCCCUAUGGGUGUCCUCAGUGACCAGACACUUGUCCCAUAGUGAGACCCACCGUCCAAUCAGUGGGCGUCCAGGAUGCUUCCUCCCCUCCUCCCUUCCCGUCUCCUGCGUAGCCAGAAUGAGCCUUUGGAAAUGUAAGACAGCCCGUAUCUUUCCUCUGUUCUCAAAAGAGAAGGUCACUUCCCGUGGCUUCCAUCUCACGGGGCACAGAUCCCACCCCCUUACCAUGUCCUCCGAGGCUGACACGACCCUGGUUCCUGGUCACCUCUGGGCCUCCUUUCCUGACUCGCUCACACCCCUGGUCCCUUGGCUGUUCUGCAUGGCACCUGGGCAAGCACCUGCCUUGAGGACUUUGCACGAGUGCUGUUUUCCUUGGGUGCCCCCGGGUGCCAUGUUCUCCGCAUCAGGAGCUUUGUCCACUUGGCCCCUCUCUCCAUUUCUCUCAGCCGCACCAGAAAGGUCUCGACUGGCUCUACUGGCGACCGUCAGUCACCCUCCCAGCGUUCCCCCACCAGCCACUCCCAGACGUUCCUCCCUGCUUCGGGCUGUGCCUCACGGGUAUGAGGCCUGAGCUGAUCCUGACCAAAAAAAAUAAAAGUUUAAAAUAAUUGAAUAAAGAAAAAUAAUUGAAUAAAUAAAAACUUUCUACCUAGCUUUCUUUCGA
Messenger RNA from Sorex araneus (European shrew), 4020 nucleotides. It is a transcript of the gene TCEANC2, whose product is annotated as transcription elongation factor A N-terminal and central domain containing 2. Gene Ontology annotation, biological process: DNA-templated transcription. NCBI's taxonomy places the organism in Eukaryota, Metazoa, Chordata, Mammalia, Eulipotyphla, Soricidae. The transcript is spliced from 5 exons. The coding region runs from base 227 to 853 and encodes 208 amino acids. The record is from RefSeq and is a predicted model, not a curated record. Gene Ontology annotation, cellular component: nucleus.